This is a messenger RNA of Rotaria sp. Silwood1, 3399 nucleotides long. The record is from the annotation of a GenBank genome assembly. Lineage: Eukaryota; Metazoa; Rotifera; Eurotatoria; Philodinida; Philodinidae.
AUGUGUACACAAAUUCGCUUAUCAAAAAAAAAGUCAAAUAAACCGGUUAGCAAUAAUUCUAUUCAAGGUAUAGAAGUUAUCUGGUUUGACCCGAAAAAUAGUGAUUAUUUAAGUAGAAAAGCUCGUUUACGUUCUAUUGGAAAUUACUUAAAAAAAUUCGAUGAUAUUAACUCAUGUGUAGAUUAUUUAUUUUCAAACAAAUUGAAUUCUAGAAAAUUAUUUCUUAUACUACCAGGUUCAUAUGGAAGAAAGAUCUUACCAUUUGUUUAUGAUGAAACAAACAUUACAUUUAUUUAUAUAUUUUGUAAAGAUGAAGAAAAACAUAAAGAAUGGACCGAACUAUACUCAAAUAAAUUAAGAGGUGUUUUUGUUGAUAAAGAACAACUUUUAACCAAAUUAAAUUCAGAUAUUGAUUUUUAUACAAAAAUGAUACCAAUAACAGUGGUACCAGAAAAAAAAUUAAAAAAGGAAACAUCAUGUUAUAAUUUAAAUGAAGAAGAAGCAUUAUUCAUGUGGAAUCAAUUAUUGAUUGACAUAUUAAAUCGUAUGCCAUUAACAUCUGUCUCGCGAAAAGAUCUUCUGGAUGAAUGUCGGCAAGAAUACCAAGGAGAUAAUAUUGAAUUAUGUAAAAUACAAGAGUUUGAAGAUACAUAUAAUGCAGAUAAUGUUAUUGAAUGGUACACACGGGAUGCGUUUCUUUAUCGUUUAUUGAAUCGAGCUUUAAGAACACGAGAUAUUUCAAUAAUAUUUCGAUUUCGUUUCGUUCUUGUCGAUUUGCAUAAUCGAUUGUCAGAUUUACAUGUUAAGUAUAUCGAUUCAUUAGAUAAGACUGUAAAUUUGACUGUUUAUCGAGGUCAAGGAUUAACAAUCUCAGAAUUAACCAAAUUAAAGGAAAAUAUUAAUGGUCGAAUAGCAAUGAAUAGUUUUACAUCCACAAGUUUAUCAUCAGCUACAGCAUUAGAGUUUGCCGGUCAUGGCACUGGUCGACCAUUGAUUGAAUCAGUUCUUUUCGAAAUUGAAUGUCCCAUAAAAUUAUCAACAAAACCAUAUGCUAAUAUACAAAAAUAUAGUUACCUAAAAACAGAAGAUGAGAUAUUAUUUACAAUCGGAACCACAUUCCGAAUUGAAUCUGUUGAACAAUAUACUGAUGAUAUUUGGUUUGUUAAGUUAAUCUUAUGUGAACAUGAAACAAACUCAAUAAAAGAUGAAUUAAUUGAUGAAUUAAAAUCUGAGAUCGACCAAACAGCAGAUGUUUUAACAUUGGCUAGAUUUCUAUAUCAAAUGAAUGAUUUAGAUAAAGCAGAAGAGUUUUAUACUUUAUUACUUAAUGAACUACCAUCUAGUCAUCCUGAUGUUAUAACAAUUAAAAAUGAUCUUGGAGGAAUAUAUCGAGAAAACGGUGAAUAUUUACAAGCUUUACAAAAUCAUAAAGAGGCAUUGAAGUUGCAUCGAUUGAUAAUGCCACAUGAUUUCGUUCAACGUGCAGCCAUUUACAAUGACAUUGGGUAUGUUUAUGAAGAACUAGGUAAUUAUUCGCAAUCAUUGAAAUAUCAUAAAAAAACACUUCGGAUCCGACGGAAGCAUCAACCAUACUACAAAGUUCAUUUCGUCACGACAUUUGGUCAUUUGGCUAGUGUUUAUAACCAAAUAGGAAGGAAAAUAUUAGCUUUAAAAUAUCACAUGAAAGCAUUAAACAUUAUGAAAAAAUAUUACACAGAAAUAAGUCCUGAAUUAGCAGAUACAUACAACAACAUUGGAGAAGUUUAUCUUUCAAUGCAAAAUAUUGAAACGGCUCGAGUAUAUUUUGAAAAAAGUCUUGAGAUUAGGCUCAAAUCUUUACCAAGUGAUCAUCGAAGCUUGGCAACAAGUUACAGUAAUCUUGGUCAAGUCUAUGAUUACAGUAAUGAUCAUCAAAAAGGAUUAGAAUAUCAUCAAAAGUCAUUGAAUAUCUUGUUAAAAUGUCUACCUCCAAAUCAUAUAGAUUUAGCUGCCGUUUACAACAACAUUGGUGCAUCCUUUAGUGAUCUAGGUGAUUUUACGUCUGCUCUGAUCAAUCAAAAGAAAGCAUUAAGAAUUAAAUGCAAUUUAUUAUCUUCGCCUCGGGUGCAAGUAGAAGCAGUGAUAUCAUGCUGUAAUAUUGGAGUACUGUAUGAAGAUCAAAAAAAGUAUAAAAUAGCGCUGAAAUAUUUCAGAAAAGCCAGUAAAUUAGCACUAUCGACUGCAAGAAAUACCAAACUCUUAGCAAUUGUAUAUUAUGACAUUGCGACUGUGUAUCACAAUAAGUCGAAUAUAAGACUAGCAAUGAAAUAUUACAAUAAAGCUUUGAAAUUUGAGUUGCAAUCCCAUGAAUCGAAUUCCAGUUUAGAUUUGGCAAAAAUUUAUUUUGGUCUUGGACAAAUUUAUGACAAAAAAAAUGACUUGAAAAAUGCACUUAUUCAAUUCGAAAAAUCAUUCGAUAUUCGAAAGAAAUGCUUAAAAUCAGAUCAUCCUUUGAUCGAAGAAACGUUGAGCACAAUGGGAUUUGUCUAUAGUAAAGAUGGUGAUAAUGAGAAAGCAUUAACAUAUUUCAAGGAAGCUUUGAAUUUGCAAUUGAAAUUCGAAUCGAUUUAUUUAGCAUCAACUUGUAUCAGUAUUGGUUCUAUUUAUCAUAAGAAAGAUGACUAUGAAAAUGCAUUACUUUAUUAUCAAAAAGCACUCAAGUAUGCCACAAAUAACGAACCAGAAUUAGGACCUCUUUGUUAUCAAAUAGGAUUAAUUUAUGAUGAUAAAAAAGAUUUCGAUAUGGCACUUGAAAAUUAUCAGAAUUCAUUCAAAUUUCCGUCAAAAAUUGAUUCAAUAAUUGUAGAUAUGUACAGCAGAAUGGGUCGGAUCUAUCACAAGAAGCGCGACUAUCAAAAUGCAUUACUCAGUCAUAAAAAAGCAUUGAAUAUUUGUAAAGAGCAAGGGAAGAAAACAGCAUCGAUAUAUUAUAAUCUUGCAUGGAUUUAUGAUGACAAACACGAGCAUAACAAUGCAUUAAAAUUUUAUAAAAAAGCAUUGAAUGAAAAUAGAAAGCAAAAAUUACCAAAUUCAGACUUAUUUUCCAAAAUUUAUAAUAACAUAGCUGGUAUCUAUGCUCGAUCUAACAAAUUCACACGAGCAUUAAAUUACUUUAAAAGGUCAUUAAGAACAAAAUUGACUCAAAGUAUACCAUUAUCUGACUACGAGAAUAUUGCUAUUGUUUAUCAUAAUAUUGGUACUCUAUACCUUUUCUUAUCUAAUUAUCAAAUGGCAUUGAAGAAUUAUGAAAAAGCACUCGAUUUUGCUUUAAAAGGGUUAUCCAAUGAUGAUCUGGCAGUUUCUCAGUAUAGGGCUAGCAUUGCUAUUGCCAAAAGACAUUUACAACUUGAGCAUGAUUGA